AUGACUACCAUCCCUGCCCGCCUCGCGCGCACAGCGCAGAUUUCUGCCAAUCCCGCCCAGGCCCGGCAGCGUGUAAUCCAGCUCUACCGGGACUGGUAUCGCGGCGCACCGGAGAUGGUUUCGCUCUAUGCAAUCCCCGUUUCUGUGCAGUAUUUCCGGCAAUGCAUUCGCAGAAAAUUUGAGGAAAACCGCUACGUCACAGAUCAGCGCGUCGUCGAUGUGCUCCUGCUCAAGGGCAGGCAGGAGUACCAGGAGACGAUAAACCUAUGGAAGCAGACGGACCAUGUUAUGGGGAUUCUCUUGGAGACUCAAUCAAGACCGCCGCGUUCCUUCCUGCAGAAGUUCUACGAGGGUCGGGACGAGGAUGCUGUGCUACCUGCAGCUACCGGGGCAAUACAGUAG
Postia placenta MAD-698-R-SB12 is the source of this 402-nucleotide messenger RNA. RefSeq lists its product as hypothetical. NCBI's taxonomy places the organism in Eukaryota, Fungi, Basidiomycota, Agaricomycetes, Polyporales, Adustoporiaceae. The transcript has 3 exons. The record is from RefSeq and is a predicted model, not a curated record. Bases 1 to 402 code for a protein of 133 amino acids. Gene Ontology annotation, biological process: response to oxidative stress.